GGCGCUCCCAGGGACGCGGGCAGGUGGCGGCUGUCCCGACGGCGUUCUCUGUCCCCAGGCUCAGGAUCUCCUGCCCACCGGGAGAGCCUUGUCCGAGGAGCCGAGGGGUAGCGCACGGGAGUUUGUAUUUCUCUCCCCGGACACUGCGCCAGCGGCCAUUCCUCCGCAGUUCUUAAGGGAGAAAACUCGGCAAAGAAGGAGUAGGAAGAAAGGUAGUAGAGAAAGGGGAGAAAGUUGAUUGGCUUGCAGAGAGGUGAAGCUUUCCUGUGGCUUCCACUGCAUUUUGCGCUGGAGACCUUCAGCCCACGCGAAGCUGGAGGAUGGAGCCAGAGCCCCCACCCGAGCUCACAUCAAUGCCGCUUGGGGAGAAUGGGAGCGUCCACCUGGAGCCCGACACAGCCCUGCUGUCCCCGGGGAGAGGCACGGCCAUAUUCAUCAUCCGCUGUGUGAUCCCUUCGCUUUACCUGCUCAUCAUCACUGUUGGCUUGCUGGGCAACAUCACCCUCAUGAAGAUCUUCAUUUCCAACAGUGCCAUGAGAAGUGUGCCCAACAUCUUCAUCUCCAGUCUUGCUGCUGGUGACCUGCUCCUGCUAGUGACCUGUGUGCCUGUGGAUGCCUCCCGGUAUUUCUCUGAAGAGUGGCUCUUUGGGGAAGUGGGCUGCAAGCUCAUCCCUGUCAUCCAGCUCACCUCUGUCGGUGUCUCAGUCUUCACUCUCACUGCCCUCAGUGCUGACAGGUACAAAGCAAUUGUAAAUCCCAUGGACAUCCAGACCUCCAGUGCAGUGCUAUGGACUUGUCUUAAAGCCACUGCCAUCUGGGUAAUCUCCAUGCUCCUAGCAGUUCCUGAAGCAGUGUUCUCUGAAUUGGCUCACAUCAAUGACACAGAUAAUGCCACUUUCACAGCGUGCAUACCAUACCCCAUGACAGAUGACAUGCACCCAAAGAUCCAUUCUGUGCUGCUUUUCCUUGUGUAUUUCCUUAUCCCUCUUGUAAUUAUCAGUAUCUACUACUAUCAUAUUGCAAAGAGUUUAAUAAAAAGUGCUCACAACAUCCCUGGGGAACACAGCGAACAUUCCAAAAGACAGAUGGAAACUCGGAAGCGUCUGGCAAAAAUUGUUUUAGUUUUUGUUGGCUUCUUUGCUAUCUGCUGGUUUCCUAACCACGUGCUAUACAUGUACAGAUCUUUUCAUUACAAUAAAAUUGAUCCAUCGAUGGGACAUAUGGUUGUUACCUUAGUGGCCCGAGUGCUAAGCUUCUGCAACUCUUGUGUCAACCCAUUUGCACUGUAUUUUCUCAGUGAGAGUUUUAGAAGACAUUUCAACAACCAGCUUCGCUGCAGGAAGAAAGCUCAGAAAGAGAGAUCUGCCAGCUACUUGUGCAACUCUUCUGCCAUUCAAAUGACUUCCUUGAAAAGCAAUACCAGGAACACAGUAACUACCAUGACACAACUGAAUGGGCACAACUUGAAACAAGAAAUGUCACUAUGAUCUAAUGAGUGUGAUUUUUGACUGUGGAACAAAUCUGAAACUUUUGCUUUGCAGCUUGUAACUCAUUUUUGGCUCUCAUUCUUAGUCCUCAGAAGAGAGGAUCUGUUAAAUUCUGGCCAAUCUGAGGUUAUUUCAUGCUGUCUUGACUCUUUUAUAGAAGUGAAGAGUAUGUUUUACUGAGAAAACCAAACUGACUGGCAUCAUAUUGUGCUUUAAAGGAGAUGCUGAUGGAUGUUUAACAUAAAGUAAAGCAGUGUAUCUGAUAUAAUAUUGCUUUAAAAAGUAUAGAUUUUCUGAUCUGAAAAUAUGUAUUUUUAACUGAAUGUUGAUCCAGGCUUAUGUUUUGCUUUAAUAGAUUUUGCAUUAUUUUAGCUCUGUGGUGUGCUAGCUUUGAUGAUUAAGACUGUUAGUCAUUUUGGAUUAGAUUAAACUUUUAUUUUUAAUUUAUUUUCUCUUUAAUCAGCUCACGUCAGCACAGGUAGUCAAGUAGACACAAUGACUGAAACUCAUUGCUGCUACUUACACAAGGCUACUCAUAUAAAAGCUUGAAGAGCAUGUCAGAGCUGAAUCCCCUCUUAUACAGUGGCAUAGAAUCUGACAAAUAAUCAUUUCCAAGGCAGGUGAGAGGUUAGCUUUUGUGUCUGAGCUCCAGAGAGAAGGUGCUCGCAGUGUCUUUCUUACAAGGGGCAGUAACAGCAGGCAAAGGCACCUUGUGGAAGCAGUUUUUUAUGGCCAGUUCAUGAGCUAAAUGUAAUUUUAAGCAUGUUUUCUUCACAAUUGGGUGGUACUGCUCCAGCACAGAUCUGUCUCUGUCAGGUCACUAUAUCCUGUACUUCUGCAGUGACUUCUCCAAGGUGAAUACUAGAGAGUACACUAGAAAUUUAGAUUGGAUUUUGGAAUUAGUUGCUAGUCUUAUAAUUUCAAAACCUGAAGUGCUAAUGCAGUGUAUCAGUUCAUUGUUCCUCAAGUCUAUGAUAAUACACUUAUUUAGUUGUGUUUGUAACUCUGUGAAUCACCUGAAGUUCAACAUUUCUUUCUCAAUUCCUCUUUCUUCAAGAAGAGUUAUAUCCCCAUCCCAAUUUUUAAAGCAGUGAGAAGUUAUAUUGAUGUAAACUCUAAGUGUUCUAGCUAAUUAUCUGGAAAAAAAAUUGCUAGUUGUAAUCACUCAAGACGGAAAGUAAGAGAUUGAAGUUCUUAAUGUUGACCAGCAUGGUUCAGCUGGUGAGACCUAUAGGAGGAUGUAAUGUAGUUAAAGUUGUGUGCAGAAUUCCAAUGAGAAAACUUAAGUUCAGUUUAGACUGGCUCCAUAUUGGCCUAACGUAGCUGGUUGUAGUUGCCCUGUGGCUUCAGUGGCUCCCUAGAAGGCUUUACACAAAGGAGCUGAUUAACAUGAACUUGUAAAUCUAUGUAGAAUUGUUUAGAAAAUUGUCAUUUUGUCAUAGUUUAGGAAUGGAAUGCCCCAAUUUAGUGUUCCCACUGAAACACUCCAAACCAUGUGCCGCUCUCUCACUCCACACUUCCCUCUCUCCUUCUCUCUGCAAACGGAUGGAGGAGAAAUUGGAGUCACAGAAGGUACAUAUCAAGGGUUAACAUGAUAACAAUUUACUAGAAACAGCAAUGAAAGCAACAAACAGUAUCAAUAACAAUAUUAAUAACAGAAUGUUGUUAAAAUUAAUAAUAAGAAGUGAAGGAUUCAUGUGCAAGCACUCACCACAGGGAACUUGGCGCUACCUGGACCACUCCACCAUCAGCCUGACUGGAAGGAACCCAUCCCUCCCCUGCCCCCUGCUUUGGCAUGAGGUGGUAUGGAGUAACCUCGGGGUCCUGGUCAUGUCCCUCCUGCCUGCUGCAGAAAUAAACCAUUUUCUGGCUGGAACCAGGACACAUCCACAACUACCGAACUCCUCCUUUUUCUCCAUUUUGCCUCUUCUCUUUCUUUAUGCCUUAGUUUUGUGUGAGCCCACAUGUUCUCAUAACUACUUUUUAAUUUUAUAUCAAUAAUUCUUCCUGGAUGCUCUUCUGAUCAGUCCUGAGUCCUUUUCUCUCACAAAUAUUUUACACCUGCAAAGCACUAAAGCUUAAAGUCUUCCUUUGUGAAUUAUUGAUGCUUAUCAUUGUGAUCAGGUUUUCUGUUUAUUUCUGCUAGGGUUUUUGCAGUUCCCUGCUCCUCAUUUUGUUUGACAAUCUUUCUACACUGCAUAACCUUUCACAGAACUUCUAAAUCCAUUGCGGUUUUUAGUUCCUAAAUGAAUUUUUCCAAUGUAGACAUUACCAGAUGAUACAGGUGCCCUACCGGAAAAAUAACAAUCUAAUUUGUAGUAGAUUUGAUGCUUCUGUUUGAUUCAUGCUCUUCACUCAAUGUCUUAAAUUGCUGUGUGUGAUAUGGACAGCAUGAGCCAGCUUUCUGGCAGAAUGGAAAACUACAGUCUGUUCCUUUUUGUUGAGAGGGGAAGGUGUUCUGAAGUAGACUAUAACAGCUUCUAGUCAGGAAAUCAGCAGUUUUGCUUCAAUAUUUCCCAGACCUAAUAUUCAAAAUCUGUUUCAAGUGAGUAAACUAAAUUGUAUAUAGCUCCUUUCAAUUCUUGUAGCAUGGCAUGGGGGAAUUAGUUAAUCUGUCUGGAGCUUUUCUAGGUGUGUUGCUAGCACAAUGUGCACAUUUUGGAAGUGUCUGCUGCUGUGCUUCCAUACACAUUGUAUACAAGCUGUAUGUAUAAAGCUAUUUUCAAACAACUCUGCUUACUAACAAUUAAAAUGAUUGUAGAAUGCAUUUUAUGAAGUAUUCUCUUCUAACUGUAGUCAAAGAAACAAAGGAAAUCUGUAAAUGGGAUCAUGUCAGCUCUUUGUACACUACAUGAGGUCU
This is a messenger RNA of Catharus ustulatus (Swainson's thrush), 4347 nucleotides long. It is a transcript of the gene NMBR, whose product is annotated as neuromedin B receptor. The transcript is spliced from 3 exons. Gene Ontology annotation, biological process: bombesin receptor signaling pathway. The record is from RefSeq and is a predicted model, not a curated record. Bases 321 to 1487 code for a protein of 388 amino acids. Gene Ontology annotation, cellular component: membrane. Gene Ontology annotation, molecular function: bombesin receptor activity. Lineage: Eukaryota; Metazoa; Chordata; Aves; Passeriformes; Turdidae.